CUCAACUCAUUCUUAUUAGAAACUUAGAAGCAAUAGAGUCUCUUAGGGGGGGGAUAAAAUGUCUUGGUUUCUAACAAUAUUCUUCCUCAUUAGUUUCACAUUUAGUACUCCUUCAGAGGCUAACCAUGAGAAGAAGCUUCAACCUGCUGUGGUUAUAGGCAAAGUUUACUGUGAGACAUGUUUCCAAGAUGGGUUCUCAAAAUCCAGCCACUUCAUUUCAGGGGCUUCUGUUGGUGUGGAGUGCAAAGAUCAGACUUCAUCAAAACCCAGCUUUCAAGCCCAAGUGAAGACAGAUAACCAAGGAGUGUUCAAAGUCCAAUUGCCUUUCUCAGUGAGCAAACAUGUGAAGAAAAUUGAAGGGUGUUCUGUGAAGCUGAUUCGCAGCAGCGAACCGUAUUGUGCUGUGGCCUCAGCAGCAGCUUCAUCUUCACUUCACCUCAAAUCAAGGAAGCAAGGAACUCACAUUUUCUCAGCUGGGUUUUUCACCUUCAAGCCCCUAAACCAACCCAACCUAUGUAACCAAAAACCAAGCCUCAUCCAAAACAACAAGAAGGAAGUUAUCACUAAUUCCAAGAAACUCUCAUUUUCUCCAACUGAGGAUUUGACAUUUCCCUCACCAGUUCAAGAACCCAGCUUUCCUGGUGUUCCUUCUCUCCCUAGACUUCCUUAUCUUCCACCACUACCACAACUCCCUCCUCUCCCAGGCCUUCCAGGACUCCCAGGUCUUCCAGGACUUCCAGGAAUGGGAAUUCCAACUUUACCCCUCAUCCCAGGAAAAGUAACGGAGUCCCAUUCCAAUACCAAAACUACAACUACCUCUUCAAAGACAGAGAGGCACCUAACUGAAGAAGAAAAACUAACCCGCCCAGAUUUUUUCUUCCCACCGAACCCUCUCAAUCCACCAUCAAUUUUGCCUCCAAACCCUCUUCUGCCAAGCCCACCUCCACUUAUCCCAAACCCAUUUCAGCCUCCACCAGCACCAUUGAUUCCAAAUUUGCCACCAUUGCCUAGCUUGCCACCACUACCAAGUUUAACUCCACCAUCUCCACCACCACCAUCAUUCCCAACAAUCCCUCCAUUGCCUCCAUUCCCAUUCCCACCUGUACCUCUCAUCCCUGGAAUCCCCCCUGCUUCUUCCUCGCCUUGAUUAGUGACUAUACAAAAUCUUGUAUAAGAUCUAUAAUUUUCAAAUAAUGUCUUAGCUUUCACAUGUUGGCACCGAGUUUUCUAGGUGAGUUCUUGUAUUGUUGUGCAAUUGUCAGAGCAUAUAUAUAGUAGGAUUUGUAAGGUUGUGAUCUGUAAGGACAAAGGAGCUUGUAAUGUAGUGGACACAGAAUUAUUGUACUUUGGAAUAAAACUUUCUAUGGCUCCUUAUCUAUUAGGGUCUUGUUUACUUUGUA
Molecule: messenger RNA, 1400 nt
Organism: Rosa rugosa (rugosa rose)
Lineage: Eukaryota; Viridiplantae; Streptophyta; Magnoliopsida; Rosales; Rosaceae
Exons: 2
Coding region: 59-1147 (362 amino acids)
Source: RefSeq, a predicted model, not a curated record